Messenger RNA from Micropterus salmoides (largemouth bass), 1248 nucleotides. RefSeq names its product delta(3,5)-Delta(2,4)-dienoyl-CoA isomerase, mitochondrial-like. The record is from RefSeq and is a predicted model, not a curated record. Gene Ontology annotation, molecular function: delta(3,5)-delta(2,4)-dienoyl-CoA isomerase activity. NCBI's taxonomy places the organism in Eukaryota, Metazoa, Chordata, Actinopteri, Centrarchiformes, Centrarchidae. Gene Ontology annotation, cellular component: mitochondrion.
UAAGGAGGAGUCAUGAAAGUUUCUUUGUUAUUGGACACUAUUACAUUUGUUUGGCUGCAACCUGCGUCUUAACCUUUGGUACACACAGCAGGACUGUAUAUCGGCUGCUUUUUGUGUGCAAGCAGGUAACUUUACCACCAAAGACUUUCGGUAAGACAGCUGUUAAUAACUAGUUAGCUUCAGUAACGUUGGUUAGCAGCACGCUGAGCUGCACAGACAGAAGGAAGCAGGUGAAGUUCAUUAAUCUCCGUUCAUUAUCAAAUAAUCUGGAUUUCGACACGUUCACGUGGAGAUGUUGUCAGCCGUUGUCCGGUCAGCCGUCUCGAAAUACAGCGGGUUGUGGCUGCCCAGUCAGGCUCUUGUCAGGGCCAUGUCGUCGUCGCCGUCUUCAGGUGGUCCCGUCCCUCCUUACACCACCCUGGCCAUCACUCACCCAGCGGAGUCCGUCACACACGUAGAGCUUCACCGUCCUGAGAAACGCAACGCCAUGAACAAAGCCUUCUGGAGUGAGAUGGUGGAUUGCUUUAAUGAGAUAGCUGAAGACCCAGACUGCAGAGUGGUGGUGGUUUCUGGAGCAGGGCGGCUCUUUACAGCCGGUAUUGACCUGAUGGACAUGGCCAGCGAGGUACUCCAACCAGAGGGCGACGACACGGCCAGGAUUUCCUGGAACAUCAGAAAAAUGAUUGCUAAAUAUCAAGAGGCGUUCUCCGUCAUAGAGAAGUGUCCAAAGCCUGUUGUGGUGGCCGUCCAUGGAGCCUGUAUUGGGGGAGGUGUUGACCUGGUCACAGCCUGUGACAUCCGCCUGUGUACCCAGGACGCAUGGUUCCAGGUAAAGGAAGUUGAUAUUGGACUUGCAGCGGAUGUUGGAACGCUCCAGAGACUUCCAAUCAUCGGCAGCCGCAGUUUAGUGAAUGAGUUGGCUCUGACCGCCAGGAAGAUGUACGCGGAUGAAGCCAAGAGCAGCGGACUGGUCAGCCGAGUGUUUGCAGAUAAAGAGGCCAUGAUGGCAGGAGCUCUAGAGAUGGCGGGGGAGAUCGCUGGUCGCAGCCCUGUAGCUGUGCAGGGAACCAAAAUAAACCUCAUCUAUUCCAGAGACCACAGUGUAGCAGAGGGGCUGAACUACAUGGCUACCUGGAACAUGAGCAUGCUUCAGACUCAAGAUUUGAUGAAAUCAGCUCAGGCGGCCAUGGAGAAGAAGAGCCCAAAGACGAUAGCUUUCUCAAAACUCUAAAACUCACUGAGGCCAAU